GGGGCUCGGGAUUGGCUGGACCUCCAGGAAGGGGCGGUCUUGAUUCCCGGAAGGGGCGUGUCCUCCGGGCGGCGGCAAACUCCGCGGAGAGGCGGCUGGUGGGUCCAUGCUGCCGGCGGACAGCUCCCGCCGGCUGGUGGCCGAGCUGCGGGGCGCCCUGGACGCCUGCGCCGAGCGACAGCGGGAGCUGGAGCGGAGCCUGCGCGUCUCCCGGCGGCUGCUGCGGGCCUGGGACCCUGCCGAAACCCCGGCUCCGGAGCCGAGCCCAGGCCGAGCAAGCGAGGACCCAGCUGCAGGUAAACCCGCCUCUCCGGCGUCUCCUGCACACGGCGGGGCGGCCCCUCCGCGCACAGUGCGGGGACCACCGCCCGCUCCUGCUCUCCCACCACGCACACCCACACCCCAGGAACUCAAGGAGCUGGAACUCCUGACUCAGGCUUUGGAGAAGGCCGUUCGGGUGCGGAAAGACAUCUCCAAAGCCGGACAGAGAAGCAAGACCGCCAGCCUGAAGUCUGGGUCCCAGGCAGCCGCGCCAGCCCCCGCGACCGCUGUCCCGCCUGGGGCCUCAGGCCGUGCUGGCAGCCGGGCAGCAGAAACCAGGCCUUCCAGGGGCGGCUGCCGAGCCUCGGGGCCUGCCAGGACCAUGACUCCAGGGCCCCAGGCCACCAAGACUGGCCCUGGCCUCAGGGACCAACACGAACCCCCCUCGGCUGACCCUCACUCCCCAGAAGUCUUUAGGCUCAAGGAGAAGGGGACCCUGCUGCAGCUGCCCUCGGCCUAUAGGAAGGCGGCCUCCCUGAACACCCGCCUGUGGACACAGCUCAGCUCCACCUCGAUGGGUGAUGCCAGGGAUGCAGCCGCCGCCGCCAAGAACCGGUUCCUCCAGACACUGCAGGCAGCCCCUGCCAGCUCCACGCUCAGCGUUGCUGAGGUAGAGGCAGAGGUGGCGCGCCUGCGUGCGGCCUGCUCGCUGCUGAGGCUACGCCAGGAUGAGGUGUUGGCCGCAGACCCAGGGGACUGGAAGCAGGAGUACCGCCGCCUACUCACCCUGGAUGGGCUGGGGGCCAUGGCCACCGAGUGUCUUCAACGGCUGCAGGAUUUACGCACAGUAGUGGCGGAGCAGCAGCCGGAGCCCUGGCCUGAGGGGAGGCCCCCCGGAACCCCGCUGCCCUGUGGACCAGGGACGGACCCCCUCUGGCACCCGCAGCGCCUUCUCUACUCCAGCACCCGGGAGCUGCAGGCCCUGGCCGAUCUGCGCCUGCGCGUGGCCAUGCUGAAGCAACAGCUACACCUGCAGAAGGUCCUCAUGGCCGAGCUCCUCCCCCUGGUGUGUAGGACGGAGCCCCCGGAUCUGGCGCUUUGCCGGGCCGCACACAGCCUGCUCUGUGAGGGCGGCCAGCACUUCCUCUGCGUUCUGCGGGACGAAGCUGAGCCUGUGGACUGAACACUCCGCCACACACAGAGGUGCCUGGACGCCUCCCUUGAAACUCCGGGCCCUGCUCUGCAACAUUGCCCCCUGGGCACAGACUCCCUUCUCAGCAACCCCAGUCUCCACCCAAGGCCCAGGCAACACCACUCCAGAAAAGAACGAGUGUGACCGACCACCGGGGCCUCUGGGCUCUCUCCUCGUCUGCCUCUCAGGAAUACAGCCAGUGCACUUCACAA
Molecule: messenger RNA, 1665 nt
Organism: Erinaceus europaeus (western European hedgehog)
Lineage: Eukaryota; Metazoa; Chordata; Mammalia; Eulipotyphla; Erinaceidae
Gene: TEDC2
Product: tubulin epsilon and delta complex 2
Exons: 9
Coding region: 107-1444 (445 amino acids)
Source: RefSeq, a predicted model, not a curated record